GCACCACAACGUCAGCAGCCUCCCGCUCGACCCAAAAUGGAUACCGUUCUCCGCGGUCAGGGUUGCCGAGGAGUUUUUGUACUUCACUCUGACCCUGAGGACCGACGACUGGAUGUACGAGAGGCCCCGUUAUCAGUACUACCUGGGAGACAUGGUCCGUAUCGAGGCCACUGUGAGGCAGUACCACCACGUGCCUCUGCGUGUUUUUGUGGAAACCUGCACGGCUACUCUCUCGCCAGAUAUGAACUCCGACCCCAGAUAUACCUUCCUUGAUCAGGGGUAA
Hippocampus comes (tiger tail seahorse) is the source of this 283-nucleotide messenger RNA. RefSeq names its product zona pellucida sperm-binding protein 3-like. The transcript is spliced from 2 exons. Lineage: Eukaryota; Metazoa; Chordata; Actinopteri; Syngnathiformes; Syngnathidae. Gene Ontology annotation, molecular function: acrosin binding. Gene Ontology annotation, cellular component: extracellular matrix. The record is from RefSeq and is a predicted model, not a curated record. The annotation marks the transcript as partial. Gene Ontology annotation, biological process: egg coat formation; binding of sperm to zona pellucida; positive regulation of acrosome reaction.